This is a messenger RNA of Anopheles arabiensis, 3753 nucleotides long. RefSeq names its product protein odd-skipped (gene odd). The transcript has 2 exons. The record is from RefSeq and is a predicted model, not a curated record. Gene Ontology annotation, cellular component: nucleus. Bases 709 to 2379 code for a protein of 556 amino acids. NCBI's taxonomy places the organism in Eukaryota, Metazoa, Arthropoda, Insecta, Diptera, Culicidae. Gene Ontology annotation, molecular function: RNA polymerase II transcription regulatory region sequence-specific DNA binding; DNA-binding transcription factor activity, RNA polymerase II-specific. Gene Ontology annotation, biological process: embryonic hindgut morphogenesis; embryonic pattern specification; regulation of transcription by RNA polymerase II.
UUUGCACCGAAAACUUGUUGUCUAAACAUCUAGCUCCACGAGGCAGGGUGUUUUUGUUGUUGUUGUUGUGUUCUCUCCACACGCGUUCCACUGCUCGUGUAUGUGUGGGUGUGUGCGUGUGUAUGGAAGCUCCUGACAUGACAUUCUACCUGCUCCCGGACAGGCCUACCGUGUGUGUGUGCGCAUUAUGUGUGUAUGUGUUUAUGUGAGGGAGUAAAUAGAGAAGAAGAGCCGAAUGCGAAGGAGAGAUAGAGAGGACCAAAAAAGGAUCAGGAUCAGGAGAGGAAGGAUAAUAGCAGCAGACAGGACCUGCCCGUGUCAAAAGGAUAACCACCGUACGGUUGCCAGAUCGGUAGUUCAGUUAAGCGAUAGCAGCGGAACAGUGAACACACAGCGCUUCCGUGCUCCGAAGCAAACAGUGCACCCGCUUCUUGAUCAAAGCACUUUGUGUGAGUGUUCGGUGUAGCAUUACAAAGACAGUUUCGUGUUGUGACACAAGUGCGACAUUGCAGUGAAGUCAGUGAAGACACAAACAUUGAGCAACACAGUGCAGCGGGAAGAGCGAUUGAAGCGAUAGAAGAAAGACUCAACAAACAAUCACGCUGAAUGCGACAGUGCGCAGUACUACUGCAGUGACGAGUUGAAGAAGCAGCGGUUUGUUUUACCAGCGACCACUAGCGCACACAGCCGUGUCCACCGUCGUGUAAAAUGUCUGUAAAAUCGGUCCCAUCAUCAGCAGCAUCGUCAGCGUCGUCUUCGUUGUCGUCGUGCAGUGAGAUAAGCAUCGAGGAGCUGCACGCCCGUUCAUCACCAGAUUUUUCUGCCGAAUUCACACUCGCCAACAUUAAGCAGGAGCCGCGUGCCGGAACAGUGUCCCCGAUACUGACACCACCACACACACCCACCGAGGACAGUAUUGGUGGGCUGAACGGUUCGCAAACGAUCAUCAGAACGACACCACCACCACACCAUCACCAGCAUCAGCAUCAUCAUCAUCAUCAUCACCCGUCGGCCCAGCACUCGACACCGCCGCGACACAUUCCACUGAACCACUAUCAUCCGUAUCAGUACGAGAUGGAGCGUUCGCGGACAGUCACCAUGCGUCAACAACAGCAGCAGCAACAGCAACAACAGCAGUUUCUUCAACAGCAGCAUCCAGCCGGUCAAGAUCUGGUGGGAGCGUUCGUGCCACAGCAAGCCCCGCAGACAAUCGUGACCGCCCCCUCCACAAACCCGAUCGAGGCCGCAUUCCUGUACCAGCAACAACAGCAGCAGCAGCAACAGCAACAGCAACAACAGCAGCAUCAGCAACAGCAGCGUCUCUGGCAGCAACAUCUCCAGCAAACCGGUUAUCAUCCAGCGGCGGCAGCAGCGGCCGCCGCAGCCGCCGCAACCCUGCCCGGUGCCUAUGCCCAUCCGCACGCCGCCCUCAUGCAGCACUGGAUUCGCAAUGCCGCCCUGUACCAGCAGCGCUUGCAUCCGCAUGCCCACGCCCACCCGCACGCACCGGCCGUCGGACACCAUGGGCACCAUCCCUACCCGAUGCUGGCCGGUGGUCGUCCCGGCUUGAAGCUGCCCGGGCACCACCACGGUGGACCGGGAAGUGGAGGUGGCAGCUCACGCCCGAAGAAACAGUUCAUCUGCAAGUACUGCAACCGACAGUUCACCAAGUCGUACAAUCUGCUGAUCCACGAGCGCACGCACACGGACGAGCGGCCGUACUCGUGCGACAUCUGCGGCAAGGCGUUCCGGCGCCAGGACCAUCUGCGCGACCAUCGGUACAUCCACUCGAAGGAGAAACCCUUCAAGUGUUCGGAUUGCGGUAAAGGCUUCUGCCAAUCGCGUACCCUUGCCGUGCACAAGGUGACCCAUCUGGAGGAGGCGCCGCACAAGUGCACGAUCUGCAACCGCACGUUCAACCAGCGGGCGAACCUGAAGACGCACAUGCAAAGCCACAGCCAACCGCAGGGCUCGGCAGGUCUUCCACUGGGCGGAUCGAUCGAACCGGUACUGAAUGGGCCUGCGCUCGAUCUGUCCCAGAAGUCGUCCUCUUCGUCAGCCGAGGAGAAGGACAUCAUCGUGGACGAAGACUUUGACGACGAGGAAGAAGAGCUGGAAGAGGAGGAAGAGGUGGAGGAGGGUGAGAUGGAGGGCGAAGAGGAGGAACAGCUCGACCUGGAAGGUGAUGGCGAUGGAAUGGGGGUGGAUGUGCGGCAGAUGCUGCUGCUGGAGCAUGCCAACAGUGCUGCAGCGAAUUUGCAUACACCCAGGCGCAACGCAACGACUUCGGCCACUGCGACGAGUGCACCGGCCGGUCCAACAACGGUGACCCCAAAGCGAUCGCUCGGCUUCUCCAUCGACGAGAUCAUGCAGCGAUAGAGCGAUGGGGGGGAGGGAAAGCAUAAAGAGGCUAACCAGAGGGAGAGAGAAAGAGGGAGAGAGGUGUUGAUGUUCCUUACCGUCGUAGUCCGCGUGCGCAAAGCUUAGGUUAUGUUUAGGGUUUUAUUAGAGGUCGCCAACAGAGAAAAGCUGAUACCGAGAAACGGUCCGAGGUUUUGUGUUGCAGGAUAUUAACGCAUACCAUAGCCAUACAGAGUUAAGCCAAACGUAAUCCCAGCACCAAGAGCACACGUAAAGGUGUGCCGAAGAAAAGGCACAGAUAAUUGGGCUCGAAAGUACACACAAGGAAAGAGGGAACGGAUGAACCAUGUACAUACAACCAAAGAGAGACGGGAAAGAAGAUGAUGAUGAUGAUCGAUAGGGAAAGGGCGAUGACGAUCACCAGCACACAGAUAGCAAGAGAGCAAACGAGUGAGCGAGAGCGCAUAGGACGAGCUUGAAGGGAUCUUUCGAAUCCAUUCCAAUUCAAUUCCAAUUCCCAGGGUGUAUGCAACAGUUAGAGCAAUUUAACAGGUUUUAGCAGCACAGGCAAGCCGGAAUGGGGAAAAGGGAAGGUAUCUAUUAUUUUACAAUCGAUACCACACACACAAAACACAUUGUAUGUGUGCCCGUUGUACGGUGCAGCGGUUUUUUUGCGUUUUCCCCAUUUUGCCGGCAAUCUGGGACAAUGUUUACAAAGACUGAUAUUUGUUUUUAUUACUUACUAAUUAUUGCUGAGACGCAAGGAGGCUCGUUCGAGAAGAGGGCAGGCAGGCAGCAGAGCAAUAAUAGUAUGCCAGGGAUAGUGUGUCUCACCCGCUGUACCCGCUGUAUCCCUUUGGGCAGAGUAAUUGAUAGGAGGGGUGCAGGUACCAAAGUGUUGAGACCCGUUGCCGAUGGGUCGCCCCGGGAUCGAUAGUAUCGCCCGGGCGCGGCGUGAAGGAAGCGUUAGGCCAAAGCCAAAAACAAUCGAUUAGGGUAUAAUGCAGCGGACACGCACGCCGUUGCGUCGUACACGUCGUACACAAGUAUUCUUUUUUACUGAUCUCAUACAGAGCAGGGGUGUAUUCUCGAGGGGAUUGUCGCGUUGACAAGGUGUCGUGCAUGACAACGCUAGACAGAUAGCCAGGAGAACGAUAACUAAUGUCCCUCAAGAUGGGGCAUGGCAGGCACAUAGGCAGCAAUGUGAAAGGAUUAUUCUGUAUAUAGUUAGCACAAUUCAAUGUAUAUUAUGUUACUAUUCUGUAGAUCUGUAAGCAUUACCAGUAGAGCACGAUGUAGGUGUGUAAGAUACGUAAAUUAUUACUGAGACCGAUCCAAAUAAUAAAUAGAAAACCUUAGCGAUAAUGUUACAAUAUUUCGCAAACUAUAUAA